AUGCAGCUGGGACCCUCACAGAGCGACGUGGAUUGCUUCCCUAGCAGCUUGGAACUGGCUUCAACCUUUUACUACUCCCCCGGUAUAUGUCCCAGCGGAUUCGAAUUGCGUGUAGCAAUGCCUGUUGAAGAGUGUCGUGCUGACGAGACAGGUUGGCCUUGGUACACCACUGAUCUCUGCACGAUCGUGAUCCCAAAUACGGUUGAAGUCAUUUAUUCUGUGUCGACCGCCGGAGGAGACUGGGAAAAGUCAACUGCCAAAGGAGCUGCAGCCAACGCCAUAGGCAUUCCCAUUCGAUGGCAUUCCUCCGAUUUUGCGUCCACAACGUCGGAUACCUCGGCGGCUGAGGCUUCUGGAACUUCUGGGACUUCCGAAGUAGGCACUGCGGAAACUAGCGGCGCAACUGAAACGUCUUCUCCGUCAGGUGGUGGGGGAUUGAGCACUGGAGCCAAGGCAGGCAUUGGAGUUGGCGUUGGAGUUGCUGCUCUGGCUGGACUUGGUGCCUUGUUAUGGUUUGUGCUUCGAGCGAGGAGGGCCAAGCAGGCCAAUGCCGCAGCUGGAGGAGAAGGGUUCAAGGAGCCUCAGCAGCAACAACAAGCAUGGGAGCUUGAUAGUUACCAACCUAUACCCCCGGCAGAGCUGCCAUCGGAGGGGUUAAUGAUAUCCAUAGAAAGGAAGAAGCAGGAAAAGCCAAGUCACAAAGAAGUGCCCCCCUUUGAGGUUUAA
Messenger RNA from Fusarium vanettenii 77-13-4, 726 nucleotides. RefSeq lists its product as uncharacterized. The record is from RefSeq and is a predicted model, not a curated record. Lineage: Eukaryota; Fungi; Ascomycota; Sordariomycetes; Hypocreales; Nectriaceae. The transcript is spliced from 4 exons. Bases 1 to 726 code for a protein of 241 amino acids.